Arabis nemorensis is the source of this 267-nucleotide messenger RNA. NCBI's taxonomy places the organism in Eukaryota, Viridiplantae, Streptophyta, Magnoliopsida, Brassicales, Brassicaceae. The record is from the annotation of a GenBank genome assembly.
AUGGCUAAGCUGGAGCUUACUAUGAGCUUACUGUGCCCACAAAAAUUAGUGAAAGUACAAAGGUUUUAUCCAUAUUUUAAGGAUUGUGUUCGAGCUAUUGAUCUAUACAUAUUUUCGCAAUGGUCCGACGAAAAAAGUGAUAUCUUUUCGCAACUAAAAAGUGGAUGUGAAGGUUCAACGGAUGACUCAAAAGUAUUAAGUGAUACUUUAACAAAAAACACUAAUCGACUACCAGUUCGAGAGAUUAUGGAUUUCGGGAAAGGAUAA